AGAUGAGCACUUCCUGUGACAGCUCCCUGCAGACCUCUGCAGAAGCUUGUAGAGCACAGCCUAGCACACAAGUCCAGUACACCAGGCGAACCAGGCGCGAUGGAUAGUCGGAUGCAGCUGACAAAGGCUCUCUUGGCCCUCCCGGUCAGGACCGCCUGGCGCAGCUGGAGGAACCCGAUUCCUUUUCCCGAGAUGUUUGACGGGAAUACCGACAAACUCCCCGAGUUCAUCGUGCAGACCGGCUCCUACAUGUUCGUGGACGACAAGACGUUCUCCAGCGACGCCCUGAAGGUGACGUUCCUCAUCACCCGCCUCACGGGCCCGGCUCUGCAGUGGGUGAUGCCCUACAUCGAAAAGGACAGCCCCCUCCUCAGCGACUACCGGGGCUUCCUGGCCGAGAUGAAGCGGGUCUUCGGAUGGGAGGAGGACGAGGACUUCUAGGCUGAAUAGCGCUCCAGGCUUCCUGAGCCUCGCUCUGGAGCCCGCCGCCUCCGCCCUCUGCUGCCAACCGGCCCCUCCCACGCCCUCUGGACGCUGUCCUCUGCUCCAGCCUCAGGAUGGUCAUCUGUUAUGAAGAACUGGACAGCCCACCCACACCCGACAUAGCCCUGACUGCACCCCUCUGCCCACACCCUAUGCUGCCCUGCCAUCACCCUCCACCGCACCCACCCACGCACAGCUGCCCUUGCCAUCUGGACUCAGCUCUGAGGUGCCUGAGCUGACCACAGCCCGUGGACACAGAUUCAGAGGGCUGGUCGUCCCUCUGCAGGGCCACACCAGCCUCACUUCAGCAGGUCCCAUUCCCUCCCCUCUCUGAGACCUCUUUGUGUUCCUGGCAGCCAGAUUCAGUCAUUCCUUUUCUCCUGAGGGCCAGUUAGUUUCCCCAGUGUGCUGUUCUCUUCUGAACUUGCAGCUCUCUCUGAGGUGUGUGCCUUUGUUUCAACACACUAACCCCUGUGAUCUUUCCAGCUCUUCUACACUACCUGUACAAAAGUCUUUUCCUUGCUUUCAAUAAAUGUCAGACACUAUUUAAAAAGAAAAAAAA
This is a messenger RNA of Heterocephalus glaber (naked mole-rat), 1045 nucleotides long. Its product is annotated as retrotransposon Gag-like protein 8C. Lineage: Eukaryota; Metazoa; Chordata; Mammalia; Rodentia; Bathyergidae. The record is from RefSeq and is a predicted model, not a curated record.